AUGGGAUUCGGACUAUGUAAUGCCCCCGCGACGUUUUCAAGGGCAAUGAAUCUCAUUUUGCGCGGGCUGACUUGGGAGAUCGCUCUCGCAUUCUUAGACGACGUCCUGGUCCUUGGAAAGAGCUUUGAAGAACACUUAAAAAAUCUUCGGAUAGUGCUGAACCGAUUUCAACAGUUUGAACUGAAAUUGAAGCCAAAGAAGUGUUCUUUAUUCCAAACAAAGGUCGAGUUUCUCGGAAGAGACGUCGAUAAAACUGGAAUUCAUCUCAGAGCGGAACAUGUCCAGGCCGUUCAAUCAUGGCCGGUGCCAAAGAACACCCGUGAAGUUGAGCGUUUUUUGGGACUCGUAAACUACCACAGGGUUUUCUUGAAAGACUACGCAAAGGUAGCUGCCCCCUUAUACGCACUAACAGGAAAACAAGCAUUCAAGUGGGACGAAGCGCACCAGUGUGCUUUCGAAUCAAUCAAGCACAUGCUUAGUACAGCUCCGGUACUUACUCUCCCGAACUCCACUGAUGGAUUUGUGCUAGACACGGAUGCCUCCGAUAUUGCCCUUGGAGCAGAACUUAUACAAAUCCAAAAUGGUGAGGAAAAAGUGAUAGCGUAUGGAAGUUGUGUACUUGCCAAGGAACAACGAAGAUACUGUGUGACAAGAAAGGAGUUACUAGCGGUUGUUUUGUUUACACGAUUCUAUCGCCACUAUCUACUAGGAAAACCCUUUCUUGUCCGAACGGACCAUAGCAGCUUACGAUGGCUAUUGAACUUCAAGAGACCAGAGGGUCAGAUCGCGCGUUGGAUCGAAGAAUUAAGCCAAUAUGACUUUCACAUUGAGCAUCGAAAAGGGAACAAACAUGUUAAUGCAGAUGCGUUAUCCAGAAUCCCUCAACCUCCCUCCACCUGUAGCUGUUAUCAACUAGGUAGUAAGCUGAAGGACCUGCCGUGUGGCGGAUGUCAUCAUUGUGAGCGUGCGCACAAGCGGUGGGCGUACUUCGUUGAGGAAGUGGACGACGCAGUGCCGUUAACCAAACGCUCCCAAGUCUGCGAAGUAAGUAUGACGGUACCAUGUACAAGUGAGUCUCCGCUCAGCAUUUCUCCUCAGGCUAAGGAAAUCGGUGAGCUACGAGAAAUUCCAAGUGAUUCUCCGCCCAGCAUUUCUCCCCAGGCUAAGGAAAUCAGCGAGCUACGAGAACUCACAAUUUUACGGUGUAGCAUUCCCACCGUGAGCGCCAUUUCACUUUCAGACAUCAGCGAUGAAAACUUCAGGGAAGCGCAAGAGAAAGAGACCUAUUUCGGACCCAUACGUGCCUGGCUUGAGUCUCAAACGGUUCCGUCCCAAGCGGAAAUCAUGCUUUGGGGUGCGGAGCAAAAGUUCUUAUGGGUCAAUCGGGAUCUUCUCAUUCUUAAAGAUGGUCUACUGUAUUGGAAGAAGGAUGAACAGCUCUUUGUUGUUGUGCCCCGUGCGCUAAGAGAACAGAUUAUGCAAGUUAAUCAUGAUCUCCCUUCUUCAGCACAUCCUGGUUGUGAUCGAACCUUUGCGAAGAUACGCCAGAAGUAUUUCUGGUAUCACAUGAAAGACAACAUACAGUCGUAUGUCAUGGCCUGCCCUCUUUGUAAUAGGAACAAGAAGCCGGAUCGUCAUCAGCGUUUUCCCCUUACCCGGUAUCAUGCCGGUGUUCCAAUGGAAACGGUACACCUAGAUUUUCUUGGCCCCUUGCCUAAAACUACUAAUGGGAAUGAGUAUAUCUUGAUGAUCGUCGAUCAGUUUACUAAAUGGACAGAAGUCAUUCCCCUACCCUCCCAGACCGCUGAAGUGACAGCGCGGGCAGUAGUAAAUGAAUUUUUCAGCAGGUUCGGUUAUCCUCUUCAAAUCCAGACCGAUCAAGGCCGAAAUUUUGAAAGUGCCCUCUUUCAUCAGCUAUGUCAGUUGUUGCAUAUUCAAAAGACACGUACCACUGCAUACGGACCUUCUGCCAAUGGGCAGGUUGAACGUUAUAAUCGUACAUUGAUGGCAGCAGUUCGCUGUUACGUCGACAAGACCCAGACGCAGUGGGAUAAGUAUCUUCCUCAGAUCGCCGGAGCUAUUAGAGCAACCGUUAACCGCAGCACAGGAUUCACACCUAAUAGACUCAUGCUGGGACGUGAAGUGAAUCAGCCCACUGAUUUAGUAUUUCCUCUUCCCUCCAGCCAGGAACGUAAACUCCCCAGCGAGUUUUGUAAGGAGCUAGGUGAUGCAAUUCAAACUGCUCAUGACACUGCACGGAAAAACCUUCAUGCCACCCAGCGAACAAUGAAGCGUGAUUAUGAUGUGCGAAGCCAGAUGAUGGAAAAUUGA
This is a messenger RNA of Lytechinus variegatus (green sea urchin), 2331 nucleotides long. RefSeq lists its product as uncharacterized. The transcript is spliced from 2 exons. NCBI's taxonomy places the organism in Eukaryota, Metazoa, Echinodermata, Echinoidea, Temnopleuroida, Toxopneustidae. The record is from RefSeq and is a predicted model, not a curated record. Gene Ontology annotation, molecular function: nucleic acid binding. Gene Ontology annotation, biological process: DNA integration. The coding region runs from base 1 to 2331 and encodes 776 amino acids.